Messenger RNA from Notothenia coriiceps (black rockcod), 861 nucleotides. Its product is annotated as BRCA1-associated RING domain protein 1-like. Gene Ontology annotation, molecular function: ubiquitin-protein transferase activity; protein binding. Gene Ontology annotation, cellular component: BRCA1-BARD1 complex; BRCA1-A complex. Bases 1 to 861 code for a protein of 286 amino acids. The record is from RefSeq and is a predicted model, not a curated record. The transcript has 7 exons. Lineage: Eukaryota; Metazoa; Chordata; Actinopteri; Perciformes; Nototheniidae. Gene Ontology annotation, biological process: protein K6-linked ubiquitination.
AUGCGUUUACGGGAGCGGAGAAGCGAGAGGAGCACUGCCCUCACGGGCUUGAGUUUAAAUACCAUGAAGCUUAACAGUACAGCACGUUGGUUAGCCAGCGGCUGCUGCUACAAUCAAGCCAACCAAGGCCACGUGGAGGCUGUCAAGGAACUCCUGGAGAAGGGCGCUGACCCCAACCUGAAGGAUAAUGCUGGGUGGACCCCUCUGCAUGAGGCGUGUAACCUGGGUCACCUGCCGGUUGUGGAGGUGUUGGUCUCAGGGGGGGCCCUGUUGAAUACUCCCGGCUACAGAAAUGACUCUCCACUCCACGAUGCUGUGAGGAACCGACACCCAGCCAUCGUCAAACUGCUGCUGCAGCAAGGCGCCUCGCAGAACGUACUUAAUCAGUGUGGAAAGCGGCCUGCAGAUUACGCAGCGAGUCCAGAGAUGCUGGAGAUUUUCCAGGAAGCCUCAGAAGGGAACCAAUGUGCAAACACAGCUCUCAGCCCCUCUGCUCUCUCUAUGGUGAGCGACUGUGUGAGGAGGGAUGAAAUGACCGUGUUUCUGACCUCUAAGCUGUCACAAGCGGAACAGCUCCAAGUGGCCAAACUGCGAGAGCUACUGGAAGGGAGGAUGGCCGACACCUUCUCUGGCUCAGUGAGCCAUGUCGUGGUGCCAGAAGGACACAUGCCCACCACCAGCUCCACCCUCAUGGGUCUUCUUGCCGGCUGCUGGGUUGUCAAAUUCAGCUGGGUGGAGGCAUGUCUGCAGGCAGGCGAGUGGAUGCCCGAAAAUGAGCACGAAGCGGGAGAAGGCCCACAGCGAAGUCGCAUCAACAGAUGCAGCUUGGUAAUUGAGACGCACACAAAUAAACUCAUCUAA